Aspergillus japonicus CBS 114.51 is the source of this 2045-nucleotide messenger RNA. Its product is annotated as glycoside hydrolase family 16 protein. Gene Ontology annotation, molecular function: hydrolase activity, hydrolyzing O-glycosyl compounds. The transcript has 3 exons. The record is from RefSeq and is a predicted model, not a curated record. Lineage: Eukaryota; Fungi; Ascomycota; Eurotiomycetes; Eurotiales; Aspergillaceae. The coding region runs from base 464 to 1864 and encodes 466 amino acids. Gene Ontology annotation, biological process: glucan catabolic process.
CCCUUCUGGUCCCUUGGACCGACAUAAUGAUGAUCGGACUCACGACCAAAGAAUAGAAGGGCCUGACGCUCAACAUCCACCGUAGGAAUCAUUUGGCUGGUACUCCGUAACUAGUUACAGCCAGGUGCUUACGUAUGCCUUCGUCCUGCUACCUCCUUCUCGUUGGCUUGGUCCCUCCAUCCUGGAGGCCAGACACGUAAGCAUGGCAGAUCGAACGGUCUGACUGACUGCGGCCGAGCCCUCUCAGUACGUACCCUUUUGCUUGGUCGCAGCGUUCGGCAUGUACAAAGAGGGUCCGGGUCUGCUGCAUCGGACUGCCGAGGCGAGGGUGGAAUUCCCUUGACUCUGUAUUUGAGAGGCUGCGCGACCUUAAUCGUGACCCUGGGAUUUUUCCACAAUUUUCGGGGAACAAUCUUGGACGAUUGGACAACACUCUCCCAAUUUCCGCCCGGUCAAGCUGUCAAUGCCCCGCACAUCGAUGGUGUACCGCAACCUCUCCAGUCAGGCCAGUGACUAUCCCGACUACGAGCUCACGAACGUCCCAUACACGACCACCGGUAACAACGCCGCAGCAGCCACCCAUCCAGAGGUCAUGGAGAAGUCUAUGAAGCCCACAGCAGCCGCAACGAAACCCUGGUACGAUCCGCGCGGCUGGUCGUUGCUCACCAAGUCGCUUGUUGCGGCCGGGGUGGUUGUCGCCAUCGUUGCCCUCAUCGUCGGACUCGUCGAGGGCCUCAAGUCGUCCUCGUAUCCCGACUACUCUGCGCUGAGCUACACCCUGUCUCGCAAAUACUCCGGGUCUUCCUUUUUCGACGAGUUCGAUUACUAUACCGCCACCGACCCGACGGAUGGAUUUGUUCAAUAUGUGGACUCUUCCACGGCCUCGGAGCUGAACCUGACCUACGCCUCCAGCUCUCGCGCCGUGCUGCGGGUCGACACCAGCACCUCGAACCAAACCAGCGGUCGACGGUCGGUGCGCGUGACCUCGAAGGAGACGUACGAGAACGGACUCUUCAUCUUCGACAUCGUGCACACCCCGUACGGCUGCGCGACCUGGCCCGCGCUCUGGCUCACGGACCCGAACAACUGGCCGGAGCACGGCGAGAUCGACGUGCUCGAGUCCAACAACAAGGGCACGCACGGCAACGCGAUGACCCUGCACACGACCAGCGGGUGCAAGAUGAACGUCAAGCGCAAGGAGACCGGCUCUCCGUCGUACACCAACUGCUUGAACACGGCGAACGACAAUGCGGGGUGUGGCGUGACCGGCGGGAAAGCGACGUACGGGCAGGCCUUCAAUGAGAACGGGGGCGGGGUCUACGCAAUGGAACUCCGCGACGCCGGCAUCCGGGUGUGGAUGUGGGCGCGCGACGAGAUCCCCGACGACAUCUCGAACUCCAGCAGCAGCCCCGACCCGUCCACCUGGGGGGAAGCGCUGGCGGACUUCCCCAGCACGAACUGUGAUAUCAGCUCUCACUUCACGAACCAGAGUAUCAUUGUGAACAUCGAUGUCUGUGGCGACCUCGCGGGGGCGUCGACCUAUUACACCGAUCUCUAUGGGUGUCCAGAUACGUGCACGCAGUGGGCAGCGGAGAACGGGGCCAACUUCACCAAUGCGUACUGGGAAUUCAAUAGUUUCAAGGUGUAUCAGACUUCGUCGGGCGCGUCGACGACGGCGACGACUACCUCUUCUGCGGUGGGGGCAACGUCUACGGCGGCUUCGGUGGGGACCACGUCUGCUGAUGCGGCGUCGGCGACGUCUCAGGCGCAGUCGCAGGGGCAGAGUCAAGGGGAUACUUCGUCGCAGCAACAGCAGGGCCAGCAGGGCCAGCAGCAGCAGCAGCAGCAGCAGGGAGGACAGUGAUUAUGGGAGUUGGUUUGGGUUGUUUUCAGCGAAUGCGUUUUUUCCCUCCGUAUUUUACAUAGCUUAUACACAUUAGUCGGGUUCAGAAUAAUCUCGUGUCAGGCGCUUCCUUGUGAUCUAGCAUUAUCUGCUCUAAUCUGGAGUCGUGGUGGAUUAUCUGCGCGCCACGUUUUUUUUUUUU